Labeo rohita (rohu) is the source of this 5779-nucleotide messenger RNA. Its product is annotated as helicase with zinc finger domain 2-like. The coding region runs from base 114 to 4841 and encodes 1575 amino acids. The transcript has 13 exons. Lineage: Eukaryota; Metazoa; Chordata; Actinopteri; Cypriniformes; Cyprinidae. Gene Ontology annotation, molecular function: RNA binding; RNA nuclease activity; 5'-3' DNA helicase activity. The record is from RefSeq and is a predicted model, not a curated record.
CAUUACUCUCUGUCGCUCCCCACGGACUUCUAGUUGCCUAUAAUUUUUAAAGAUAACGCAUCUACAGAGUAUACGCGGCCGUGUAUCCGUGCCGAGAAGGCACAGAUUCAAACAUGGUGACCUUAGUAUCAGAAGAGGGUGACUCUGAUAGCAGCAGCAGCAGCAGUGUAGACAACAAUCACUCCAAGACCGUUUGCAAACCCCUCACUGAAAGCCAAAGUCUGCAGUCUGACUCUGAAUUUGAUCAGGAACUCAGCAAGGAAGAUAUUAAAGAACUUUUGAAUACCAAUCCAGCUGAUUUCAAACACUGUAAACUUGUAAUGGAAGGACACGAUCAGGCGUAUGCCAGGCCUCUUGACGAUCCGACGCUCCUUAUCAAAAUCUCUGGAAGAGAAAAUGUGGGCAGGUCUUUUCCUGGAGAUGAAGUCUGUGUAGAGAUCAUAAACGGAGAACAGUGUCCCCAGGAAAGUGAAGUGUUAACAGGGAGGGUUGUCGGACUAAUAAAUAGAGAUGAACACUCCCUAACCUUCAUCUGCAAGAUGGUGGAAGACAGCCCAAAACUUGUUGCACCUAUUAACAAACACAUGACCAGAAUACGGACAGUUCAGACAAAGCCUGACAUGGACAUAGUUGAACUACGACAAUUCAAGAGUGGACGCUGGGUGAAAAAGGAAUUUGUAAAGAUUGCUGAGAAUAAAACGUUGGUAGUCAAGGUUAUAAAAUGGGAAAAUGGCAAAACAUACCCUCUCGGAGUGGUUACAAAAGUAAUUUCAGAGUGUGAUGCUUUGGAUGAAAUGCUGGACAAUGAAUUUGGCUGUAAAGACCCACCUCCACCAUUGAAACUACAAGAUCCUGAAGGCAAUAAGGCUUUAAAAGAGGAGGAUUUGUAUGACUUUAUCACAUUCACCAUUGACCCACCUAAAGCUGAAGACCUGGAUGACGCCAUUAGUGUAAGGGAAAUUAACUGUGAUCUCUAUCAGAUUGGUAUUCACAUUACAGACGUUGCAAGUUGCAUUUCCAAGGAUAGCGAGCAAGACAAAUUCGCUAGACUGCGUGGCAAAACGAUUUACACUCCAGAAAAGGGAGACAUGACCUUUAUGUUCUCAAGAGACCUGAGCAAAGACCACUUGAGUUUGUUGCCUGGAAAGAUUCGGAAAGCCAUAUCCUUACUGGUUGAUGUCGACAAGAAAACAAGUAAUAUAGUUAACAUUGAUUUCGCUGAAACCCUGAUUAGAUCUCACAGACGGAUGUCAUACGAAGAAGCUGACCAAAUUAUUCAGAAGUACUGCUCAGAUGACACUGAGCCUCUGCGGUUCUCUUGCGUGUGUGCUUGUUUAGCUGUCGCUUACCGUUUCUCAGAAGUGCAUCGAAAAUUCAGGCUGGAAGGCGGGUGGCCGUUUGGGAGGCAGGCAGGGCAAAGCCGCUCUCACGCCAUGGUGGAGGAACUAAUGAAUCUCUACAAUAGUGCCGCAGCUGAAAAACUCAUAUCUACAGACGUCACAAGAGAUCUCACACCACUGAGGUGCCACAGAGAGCCGGACCCAGAACAACUGACUCAGUUUAAGAAAAAAUAUGUUGAGCUAAUUCCCAUGUCGCCUAACUUUUCAAAAAUCUAUGAAGUGUGCUCCAAUCCAGAAUAUGACAAUAUGGAGCACAGCGGCAUAUCAUUUAAUAUAUUCACACCCAUAUUUCAAAAGAUGGAAGAGUUUGCACAGAGCAAAGACUAUUACAGUCUGAUGCAGUUAAUUUUUUCAGAUGAAAUCCAUCCCACACUUAUCCCUAUGGUGUGGGAGUUUUGUGACAUUCAGAAGAAAGCCGUCAUUCUUCGGUCAUGCUCCUCAACAGAUUCCAGGUUGGGUCACUAUGAUUUACGGCUGAACACCUACACCUGGGCGUCAUCUCCUAUGAGGCGUUAUCUGGACCUUAUCUUGCAGAGGCUUCUGCACACCAUGCUUUCUAAAGAAAACCUAAGGCAGCCUGACUACACGCAAGUCGAAAUCAAUGGGUUCUGCCAAUCUGGAAUGGAUGCGGAAGAGAAGCAUGGUGCUUUGGUGUUGAAACUAAAUAAGGUUAAUUUUGAAGACAAAGAUGUUGUUAAGCUUGCGGUAGUGAAUCUGCUCACUCCUCAGGGGCAUAAAUUCACAAUAUCGUUCCCACUACAUUCUAAGUUAGAUGUCAUUACCAUCAUGUAUAAGCAUCUUAAAGUUGUGGAUCAACCAAGUUACAGCAUGGAAAAGAACUCCAUGACUCUUCGUUGGAAGAGAAGAGUGUAUUCAUUUGGAGAACUGUUCAAUAAUUCGUAUCCAUUGAAGCCCAUGAAGAAUGUGACACCAGUGUCAAGCGACUUGUGGAAAGGACUGGUAUCUGCUGUGAAACAGCGGGAUUGGGAUAAGAUUGAGCAAUGCCUCCGAGACAUGAAAAAAGGGGAGAAUGAAGAAAAGGACAGGAAAACAAAUGAGGACUGUUCAACAGAACAACUUUAUAAUCCUCAUUAUAAAGAACUAACCAUGGAGCUGAAGCCAGGUACAGUUGUUCAGGUGCAGCUUGGGACUGAACUCAAAGACGGCUUUCCAGUUCCUGUAGUUCAACUUCUCAGUGUUAAUCAAUGUUUUGAAAUCUGUUUGGAGCACACAAGAAACCCUAUUGAUUGUUUUUCCAAAACAGUAUGCAAUGCAUCAAAGCCUUUCUAUGAGAGCUGUGAGGAGUACCAGAACAUCUGGAGCCAACUAUGUCAGAUAGACACUGCUUACAAUGCUUUGGAAGAAAAUAACAGCAUCAUCUUAGAGGGUGUUCGUAUAACCUGGAGUGGAGAUGAAACAAAUCUCCAAGGGUCCUUUAAUCUAACAAAGACUCAGAAAAAACAGUGGUGUCUGGAGUUCGACCUUAGCAACUGCUUUUUGUGCAUCAGACUAAGAGAUCAGAAACCAAAGAAGGUUGAGAAUGAUGCAGAAUAUCUGGAUGGUUCUGAAAUUUUAGACCUACAGGGCUCACUUCCUUUUACAUGGGUUGCACAUGCAGUAACUACCAAACCAAAGAAACAAAAGAGUAGGGACAAUCAAAUUGAAUUUAAGGUCACAAAAAGAUCAAUGCACUACAUCCCACCCAAGGUUUUUGACCAGGGAACAAACUUCACCAUUGAGGUCAUUCCCAAAAAAAUUCCAUAUUUCCUCAGGGAACAUGUGAUUGAAAACUUAAAAUGGGCUAAUGACCUGGUGAAGAAUGUCGCCAUUAAUCAACAACUUGAAGAACUGAAUGCCAAGGCAGAUGAAAAUAUUAAGUUGGACGAUGUGGAUGAAAGCCUGAACCUGCCACAUCUGAAUAAGAGUCAGCAGAAAGCUGUUCAGGAGGCUGUGAAGAAACCUUUUACAGUGAUUCAGGGCCCACCAGGUACAGGGAAAACAGUGGUUGGUAUUCAUAUUGUUUACCAGUUUUUCAAGAAGAACCAAGACUUUCUGGCUUCUUACGAAUCUUCCAAAUUAACCCCUGGUCCGAAACCCAAAAAAAGACCUGCCAUCCUCUACUGCGGACCUUCCAACAAGUCUGUGGACAUUGUUGCAGAGCAGAUGUUGAAACUCAGGGGAGUCCUAAAGCCUCUGAGAAUUUACUGCGACCAGAUGGAAAUGCGUGAAUAUCCAUAUACAGGCAGUGACCUAAAGCUUUCCCGCAGAUCCCUCCGUGAUGAAAAACCAAAAGAAGAGCUUAGGGAUAUUACACUGAUGUACCUUGUUCGUGAACAUGAUCAUCCUUUUUCGGAACGAAUACAGGAACUGAAAAACUUACCAGAGAAUGAAAUAGACACCUACAAGAAAUUGUUGAAGGAAGCUCACAAGCAUGAGAUUCAGAAGUAUGAUGUAGUUCUGUGCACCUGCUCAACAGCACUGAAACCCGAAAUCCUGGCGGUCAUGGAUUUCCAGCAGAUAAUCAUUGAUGAAUGUGCCAUGGCAACAGAACCAGAGGCCUUCAUCCCUUUAGUUUUCCACAGGCCAAGCCAGAUUGUUUUGCUGGGUGAUCACCAACAGAUACGGCCAAUAGUGCAGUGUGCCCUUGUGAAAAAGAUGGGCAUGCAGCAGUCUUUGUUUGAACGCUACAUGGAUCUGGCCAUAAUGUUAGACACACAGUACAGAAUGCAUGAAGAAAUUUGCAGGUUUCCUUCAAAAGAGUUUUAUGAAGACAAACUGAAAACCGGAGCUAAACGAGGACCCCGCUACCUGCUCAACAAGUACGGACUGCCAACAGCGAUUCUGUUUGGCCACGUACAAGGAAAAGAGGACAGUUUAGUGGUAUCUACAAAAGAGGGCAAUGAGAACUCAGUGGCCAACAUUGAGGAGGCAGAGCAGGCUGUCUGUGUGGCAAAUCUGUUGAUUGAACAGGCAGGUGUGGAACCUGAACAUAUUGCAAUUCUGACCCCUUACAACGCACAGGUUUCAGAGAUCAAAAACAUUACAGAGAAGAAUAAGCAUCUUGCAAAUGUCUCUGUUUGCACAGUUAUGAAAAGCCAAGGAAGUGAGUGGCCGUAUGUGAUCGUAUCUACUGUGCGCUCCUGCUCCAUAUCUGAUAUAAAAAGCAACAGACCAAGUAAAGCCUGGCUAGGAAAAAGACUCGGAUUCAUCACUGAUCCAAAUCAGGUCAAUGUCGCUAUAACUCGUGCACAGGAUGGACUGUGCAUUCUGGGUAACAGUACCCUGUUGAGAUGCUGUGAACUUUGGAAAAGACUCCUGGAUCACUAUAACGAAGAACACUGUGUAGUGAAUCCAGCUACUAACAUUAAGGUCCAAAACAGAAUGACAGCAGCCAAAAAAUUAUUUCCCAAAUCCAAACAUCUGACUGUCAGCAGGUCUUAGCAAAAAACAGCGCUGAUAGAGAAAACAAGAUGUGCAGAAGUUAAUACAAGUUAAUUGUUUAAUGCAGUUUGAAAACCCCAGAUAUAUAAUACGGAUCCAGUCUCAAUUUGUUGGGUUACAGUAUGGCUGUAAAGGCUCAGAGAGGAGUGACAGUCUUACUGUAUGUGCUUCACAUGGUACAAGUGUCUGGUAGAUCCUUGCUGUCCCAUUUGCAGAUUAGCUUCUUUGGCCUUCAUUUUCCCCCUUCUGGUGGCCUUUGAGUAGCACAUGCUUCCCUCUGCUCUGAUUGUCUGCAGCUGACAUCUUCAUGUUAGAGCUUACCUUACAGGAUGUCUUUUAGAAAUCUUCCAGUGUUUAUUAUGCAGAUGUAGUGCAUAAGAGCAGCCGCUGCCUGUGGAGGAUGUACAAAGUUUGUUGGGAAUCCAACUGGUUUAAGAAAAGAGUUGUUAGGCAUUCUAACUGACUAAUGUUAUUAAGCAAUUCUGGUGUAUCUUUCCCAUUUUUCUAGUUUCAUGUUGUAAGAUUUAUUCAUUUAUGUUUUGCAUUGCAAUGUUAAAUGACAAGGGACAUUUAGGUAUUGGCAAACCAACACAAUGUCAUGGCAGUUCGUAACUUUUUCAUGUUUUGUCAAAUCGGUGGCUAAAUUGUAUUAAUUCUGUAAAUUUUGGUACAAUCUGCUACACACCAGUGAUGGUUAUGUUUAGGGGUGAUUCAUUCUUACUUUUUCCUAAAAAAAUUUACAUUUUGUACUAUUUCUGUUAUACAAAAUACAUUUUUGUAGGUUAAUUCACUACUCGACAGUUAGAAAUACAAGCACUCAGGUGUGUUCCAUUCAAAACCCCCAAAGAGAAUGUUUUUUAAAUUCCAAUUAAUUUGUAAAUCUAAAUCAAAUUCAAACUGAAGUAGUAAACAGAAGGCAAAAUUGCAAUUACAAUUUA